This is a messenger RNA of Stylonychia lemnae, 2199 nucleotides long. The record is from the annotation of a GenBank genome assembly. NCBI's taxonomy places the organism in Eukaryota, Ciliophora, Spirotrichea, Sporadotrichida, Oxytrichidae.
AUGGUUGGUAUUAGUCAUGAUCUCAAUGUAUUGGGAAACUUAAAUGGUCAUGAUAAUAAUAACAACAAUACAAGUAGCAAUAUAACAAGCUAAAGCAAUAUAAAUAAAUCUUUCAGAAGUGGAGCAAUCCAUAAGUUUCCAGUUAAUAAUAACUUUUUUAGUCCAAAUUAUGCUGGUUAAGAUGAUAAUUAUCUUAGAUAACUGCUGACUCCCUCUGUUAAUGGGUAUAAUUACACAAGCGAACAGACCUGUCUUCAGAGUCCUGAUGACCAGUUCUAAAUGAAUUUUAUGAUGCCUCCUUCAGGAUAAACAGGCAAUUUUAAUAACAAUUUUAUGAUUGGAAAUCCUAAUUAAUCCUAAGUUGGCCCAAAUAGUUUUACUUCUGGUCCAGGAUUAAACAACAUUAAUAUUAUCAAUUAGGCUAAUUCUAUUAAUAACAAUAUCAAUUUAAACAAUUCAUUUCUGAGUGGAGGAAGUGGAAAUGGAGGAGAGGGUUUUGUUUAAAAAAGCUUUUAAUAUAUGGCCUCUAAAAAAGCAGCAUCCAUGCUAAAAUAAUAUUCAAGCAAUAUUUAGAAUUAAGUUUCUAAAUCAAAUGAAAGACCACUUGGCAAGAAAUCAUCUUAAAGUUAAAUUCAUGUUAAUAAGAGUUUUGCAAAUCAGAUUGGAUCAGUCGGGAAAAUAGAACCUCCACAAGUUCCAGCAGCUCCUAGAUCUAAAAGCUAAUUUACUAAUGCUUUAAACAGCAAUAGUAAUCUAAAUAACAAUCAUUAGGUUAGUUAAAAUAAAUUAAAGAGUUACUUGCAUGUUAUUUAGUCCAGUACAAAAUUACUUACAAAGAAUUCUAGUCCUUCCAAUUCUAAGGAUCGAACAAAACCAAUAAAUUAGAGCACUAAGCAUUAUUCUAACACCAAUAAGAUUCUUGAAGGACUUGUAAGCAAUUUUAAGAAAGCUGCACAGAGUAAGAUAGCUAAUUAAUAAGCGAAUGGUAGAAGGGAAAAAGAUGUGAUCGUAAGGAAAAAUUCCUCAAAAAGUUUUCUCAAUAAAAAGGAGUCUACCGGAAGUAAAAUAUUGAACAUGACUGAUGUAGAUAUUAAGAUUGAUUUCGACUAGUAUAAUAAACUAAAUAUUACUCAAUCUAGCCAGGAUAGCAAAUCUAAAACGAGACAAGAGCUUAAUUCAACCCAAGUAAAUUGGAAAAUGAAUUUAAUUCCAGGAUAACAAACAAAAAUAUCAGAUUAAGCAGGAUAAAAGAAGGGUAUCAAUAUACAACCAAGGCUUCCUGGAUACAUCAGCAAGGUAUAAAACAUCAUCAGAAAAAAUAAGGUUAAUUUUAAUUAGCAAUAGUAGCAGCAUCUCAAUCUUAAUUAGACUACGAAUUCAAAUAUUGCAAACAAUGACUACAGAAACUUUAACAAUUAUUUAAAUUCUAAUGAGAGAUCACCUAGCAUAUAAAAUAUAGGAGCGGAUACUUUCAAUGUAAAUGACAUUCAGAACUCUAUGAUAUAACCCUCAUACUAGGUAAUAUAACAUGAGACUAAUUCAACUUCUAAUACUGAGAAUAAAAGAUUCUAAAUUAACUUUGAAGAUUAGUAAUCUUUUAAGCCAAGAUUAAAUAACGAAACCCCUUAAUUGAGAAUUAAUUUGCCUAGUUAUACUAGGAGAACAAAUAAGAAUUAAUCAGAUUCUUCAAAUUUACCAAGUUAGUACGCUCAUCAAAGCACAAUGGGAAACUCAGUUGCUAAAAAGACUCUUAAUAUGACUCAUAACAUUAAUGAAUCUACAUUAUUCGAAAUGAAUCAUACAUUAAACCUCAAUAGAAAUGGUUAAUAUGGAGGUAGACAUAAGAAAAAUAUUUUAAGCAACAAUACUAAUGCUUCAGCCAGGAACAACUAUAUGAUGAAUAUAACCUAACUUCUCAAGGAUAAUAUGCUGGAAGAGGAAGGUGUAGAAGAUGUGCAUUUUUAUUAAGUGGCUUUCAUUAAUCAUAAGUAGAAGAUACUCAGAAAAAUGGAACAUGCCGCUAUGCUAGAAUAGAUGAAAAAAGAAUUGUAUGAAAAAGGCAAAAUUGAUCAAGAUAGAGAUUUAAAGAAGAGCAAAUUAAGAAACAAGCCCAUGAAAAACCUCUAAGACAUUUCAGACUAACUAAUUAAAUAGGAAGUGAAAACAAUAGAAUCUGUAGAUGAACUUGAAAUUUUGUGA